CAUCUCUUAUCUCUCUUAUUUUGCCUCUGUACCAGUUAUUAUAUACAAUUUAUCCGAUAACAACCUCCGAUUAGAUCUCUGAUCUAGGUUCUUGAAUCGUCAAUUGUUUUAAUUUGUUAGGAAUCGUUAAUUUUGAAUAUAGAAUUUGUGUUAAAAACCUAAAAUCAAUCAAUAUGAAAAAUCAUGAUAAAUCACAAUCAUCUGGUGAUCGAGAUGCCGAUGAUCAGCAGAAAUCACCGGAAGAUUCAUCAUCGUUGUCUCGUGGUCAGGCUUCUACGGAUGCGGUUUCCGGAGAUUCGUCGACAAGGAGGAACGGAAAUAGAAUCGGACUUGCGGAACGUUUGACCGAUUUGUUUGUUGGUGAUGGAGAUAACGAUGACGAAUUGUUGAUACAACGGAGCGUUCAAGGGACGGUUAUACAGUGGCUACAUGCGCUUGAUAUGCAGGUGAUGGGAGCCUGUCGUGCUGAUGAGAGGUUGAAGCCCUUGCUAAAGCUUAACGUGUGUAGCGGCGUGACUGAGGAUCGAUUGCUGUCGCAUCUGAGCCAGCACUUUGAGCCAUCAGAAGUUGGUUUGCUUGCAAGGUGCUUGUGUGUUCCGCUCGUGUCCAUUCGUGUUGGCAAGAUCGACAAGCAAGGGACUCUUCUAAUUCCAAACAGUACAAGGGGAAACUUAAGUCUCUCACUGUUGCCAACAUCCGACCUGUGCAUAUCCUUUCUUGGAGAUGAUGGUGACGUGGAGCGUCUUUCAACCUUAAGAAAUAUCUCUGAUUGCUCAUCUGUCUUGAUUGAGGGAAUAUCUGCAGAUAGUUCAGGGCGAUCUUUUAUGAUCAGGGUUCCUAGUGGUGAUCCUUUUUACUUCUGGUGCUCAGAGAAGUCCAGACUUGUUGGUUAUGAGUUGCUUGAGAAGAUGAGGAAUCUGCUUGAGAAGAAGCCUUCCCUUGCUGAUUUAACUGGAAUUAGUGAUUCUCGGCUUAAAUGUUUUGUAACUCAUCUUCGAACUUAUCUUGUUGGGGCAAAUACUCAAGUCAGUAAUAAUACUGCACAUGUGUCGAUAACCCCUUGUUCCGGUUCCUCCACAACCUCUUUAGCUCUAAGUGAAGCUGUUACUAGUUCACAAUCGGCAUCAUCAAAGUCUUCACGUGGUAGGAGCAAUACUAGUGUACUCCAAGGUAGCCUGAGUCCUAGGCCAAGCUCUUUCAAAGAAGCCCCACCAAGAAACUUGGCUUCUUUGAAAAAUGUUGUGAAAGAGAAAUUGAGGCGAAAGGUGGAGGCUGGCAAUGGCAGUGUUGAAAAUUCCGAAAGCCUUUCUGCAAAUACAUCAUCAUCAUCUCCUUCAAAUCAGUCUGUUAAAGAUAAGUUUCCUGAGAUCCACCUGUUCCCACUGGUAAGUGGGUUAGAGGUUGGUCUGACCGAGAAAACAGUAGACACAGUGCCCCUGUCCCUGAACCCAAUUCCUUCCAUCUCCAUGAGCAUGAUGACACCAUCUCUGUAUUCUCCAUAUUAUUGUUGGUGUCCACCUGGACCUUCCACUCUCCAGUACACAGUGGCACCCACACAGAUGACGCCCAUGUCAAUGGCAAUGGCGGACUCCUUUACCCUACCUCCCCUUUCUUCACUUCUUGCAGGCUCGUCAUCAUCGGACCUUUUAGCAGCAGCACCUAAACCAAGUCCUCUUAAUCUGGAUGAAAUCCCACCUUUCCUACCUGAAUCAACUUCUCAACAGUUCCCAACUUUCACUCCCUUAAUGACCGAUUCUAUAGUGCACAUCCCUGUAAUUGACAUUUGCUCUUCGGGACAAGCCUACCUGGUGAGUGCUGGUCCUGGUAUUCCACCCCUCCACCACCACCACCACCUCCCGUUGAUCCAACAAACUGAUUCCAUGGCAGAGAAGAGCGCAAGGGAUACACUACGGCUUCUCAUCAGUGGAUCAAGUCAGCUGCCCUCUGUUCUAGCCACUGUUGGUGGGAACCAAUUCCAAAACGGAAGCCGAGGUCUGUAUGGGGGAGCUACAGACGUGAACCAUGCCAUUGCAAACAGCAUCGCGGCUAUGGGCAUGGUUUCACUGAGUGACAGGAGGAGGUUCAUUCACCAAGGUGAUCUGGUUGAUCUCCUAGGGGAAGACUCAGGUGGUGGAAUUUCAACUCGUCCCAAUGAUGACGACCAAUCAAGCUUCUCAGAUUCUGGGACAGGGAAAACCCUGUAAUAUGAAAAUAUGGCACUGUAGAUCCUUGUUUUUGUUGUUAAAUUCCAAGAUAAAACAACAAGUGUAGAUAUAUAUAUAUCUUUUUUUUUAGUUGUUUUUUGGGGUGCAAAUGAUUGUGUAACUAAGACUGGAAAGCAUAUGGCUAUACUAUGUGUUUUACUAUCUA
Lactuca sativa (garden lettuce) is the source of this 2370-nucleotide messenger RNA. RefSeq lists its product as uncharacterized. NCBI's taxonomy places the organism in Eukaryota, Viridiplantae, Streptophyta, Magnoliopsida, Asterales, Asteraceae. The record is from RefSeq and is a predicted model, not a curated record.